AUGCGUCGCUCGUUCUUCUCCUCCAGUCGUCCACGCGUGACGCCCGGGCGUCAGACGCCUUCGCGGUCCGUUCCCGCGCACAUUUCGCGUCCGUCGUACGCCGCAAGCGGCUGCAUGUCGGACGCCCCACCGUUCAUCCCGCUCCUCGAUGCCGAGCAGCAGACACGACUGCGCGCGGCUUGUGCGUUGGCUGGAGCCAUCCGCGAGUUCGCCCGCCCGCUGUGUCAACCAGGAGCGACGACGGACGACAUCGACCGCCUCGUGCACGAAGAGAUCGUGCGUUAUGGCGCGUACCCGUCGCCUUUGCACUACGGCGGCUUCCCCAAGUCGCUCUGCUCGUCCGUGAACGAGAUCGUCGUGCACGGCAUCCCGGACACCCGCCGCCUCGUGGACGGGGACCUCGUGAACAUCGACAUCUCGGUGUUUCUGCACGGGUUCCAUGGCGAUACGUCGCAGACGUUCCUUGUCGGAGACGUGGACGACAAGGGGCAGCACCUUGUAGACGUGACGAACCGAGCGCUUGAGGGCGCUAUCCAGCACGGCUGCAAGCCCCGGAACCGCUUUAGUGCGAUCGGGGACUACGUGCACGCGCUCGCGGACGCUGAAGCCCUUGGAGUCGUGCAGGAGUACACGGGGCACGGCAUUGGCGAGGAGUUCCAUUGUCUCCCGUUCGUCUUGCACCACCGCAACGACGAACCGGGUACGAUGCAACCUGGGAUGGCGUUCACAAUUGAGCCGGCAUUGACCGAAGGGAGUCCAGAGGUGGUGCGCUGGGACGACGGCUGGACGGUCGCGACGGCCGAUGGCGGACGAGCGGCACAAGCGGAACACACGGUGUUGAUCACGGAAGAUGGCGUGGACAUUUUGACGUAG
Messenger RNA from Peronospora matthiolae, 873 nucleotides. Lineage: Eukaryota; Oomycota; Peronosporomycetes; Peronosporales; Peronosporaceae. The record is from the annotation of a GenBank genome assembly.